Messenger RNA from Schistosoma bovis, 837 nucleotides. Lineage: Eukaryota; Metazoa; Platyhelminthes; Trematoda; Strigeidida; Schistosomatidae. The record is from the annotation of a GenBank genome assembly.
GUGGAAGGAAUAUCUCCUGCAUCAGUAGUCAAAGAUGUUAUCAAAGAAGCUGAACUUUGUUUUGGCAUAUCUAAUGAUCUCAUGCACGUUAAUUUUAUUGAUAGAGGUGAUCUGAUUGAUUCUUCCUCUUUGAUGGAGUCAAAUAUCGUCAAUGGGUCCACUUUGCAUGUUACAACAUCAAAAUCACUGGAGGCCUUAUUCAAGUCUAUAAUAACGAGUGAUAUGAAUCUCCUUAUCGAAAUUCUUCCCUUAUCCAUCUGGACCUUUCAUCAGUAUGCCAACAAAAUAUCAGCAGGACUACAUUGCAUCUCGUCUGAAUACUGCUCUCCUGUUUGCUUCUGGAAUGGGUUUGGCAAACGUUUGCAACACACUAAUAUGUUUAGGUGCAAAUCUCAUUUUUCAUCAGGAGAAAUAAUUACAGAUCUUGUUAAUCGUGGCGCUGAUAUAAAAACGAAAGAUAUUUUUGGUGAAACUGCAUUAGAUAUAGCUCGACGGUAUGGUAAUCAUCAUGUAAUUAAACAAAUACUACGACUUAGUUGGUUACAAAGAUGUAAAUCUUCAAAACCACAAUAUUCGAAUAUACCUCUGCGUGCUUUUCAAAUGUGUGAUUCAGCGUAUCCGAAAUGGCGUCGAAAUCUUAAUGGUCAAAUCUAUUUACAAAAACUUACACCAAGAGGUGAAUAUUUUGGAUCAAGACUGGAUGCACCAAAAUGGAAUUGGCCUAAAUUAGAAAUGGUAUUAACUAGAAAACAGAUGCACCUUGAAGCAAGAUCAACUGGUAAUCGUAUCAAAUCUGCUUUACCUUUUUCAUGUGCAAAAUAACAUCGUCAUCAUCAU